This is a messenger RNA of Cherax quadricarinatus, 2046 nucleotides long. The record is from RefSeq and is a predicted model, not a curated record. NCBI's taxonomy places the organism in Eukaryota, Metazoa, Arthropoda, Malacostraca, Decapoda, Parastacidae.
GGUGUUCCAGUACUGUUUAUAUCUUUACUCCAGUCACACCUGCGGUUCAUAUACCCCCCCGAGCCACACCUGCAGCCACUGUAUCUCACCUGAGCCACACCUGCAGCCACUGCACCUCACGUGAGCCACACCUACAGCCACUGUAUCCCACCUGAACCACACUUUAUAUAAUCUGACUGGUGCAUGAGCCGGUACGUUGAAACGUUGCUACGCUCAGACAUCGGAACGUUAAUGUGUUAAGACCUCAGGAUGCCACUACGUUGGGACAUCAAAACGAUGCUACACUGAGACAUCGGAAUGUCGCUACACUGAGACUUAAACGGCAUUGCGUUAGGACAUCAGAAUACCGCUGCGUUGAGAGAUUUGGACAGCAGUUGUCGCGGCAACGCAUACUGGAACACUGAGCCACUGCAAACCGCAUCAACGAACAUUAGAGCACAAUUUUCGAAACACGAGGUUGUCGAAGCUUUCUAGGAAUUGUCUGAGCCUCGAAUUCUCGGCUCCUGUUUGUACGGGACAACAUAGGAUGAGCGUCCAAGAUUAGAGAGAAAAAAUGUGAGGUUCCAUAGAGACGGAGCAGCAGGUAGCAAAAAGGAAAACCUAGGAGCACCAAAGUGUGUCAAGGAGCGUCAAGGAACAUCUAAGAACAUGAGCUGCACAGAAGAUAACGAAGGUAUUAAGAGUUCAAACUCGCACUGUCCUGCCACACACGUGCCUGGCCUAGGGGAUCAACCCCAACAAAAGCCUAGCCCAGUGCCGCAGGGAGGAAACAGGGAGGAUGAAGGACGCCGAUGGUCAGGCCCUGCAGGUUCUGGUGGGGGCAUCCUGCGGCUGGAUCCUGCCAAGCCUCGUAGGUCCUCUGCAGCCUCCGUCGAGUUUAAGACUGACAAGGACGACCCGUCUUCACCGUGUCCCAGUGACCGUCUGAGUGUGACCUGGGCGGACGGAGAGAGGUCAGUGUCCAGUGAUGCCGCCUCCCUAGUGCCCCGGGGACCCCAGGCACCUGAACCGCCCUCCCUCAAUGUCACUGCCUGUGGAAGCUUGCUGGAAGAGGAGCCUGUCGAGGAGGAUCUCAAUGCCAGCAUCACAGCAAUCCUGAAACGCUCCGACUCCAAGGGUUCCAGACGAGGCUCCAAGAAGAAGAGAAAGACGCGUAGGACCUCCACCAUGACCACCAGCUCCGGCGAGACGGUGGUGGAGAUGGAGUCUACAGCAGACGAGGUGGCAGAGACGCUCAGGAUCCACAAGGAGGUGCUGGCAGGUAUCAACCAGCAGCCGUGGCCCAUCGCUAGAAAGCUGCGGCUGGCGAGAACUGCGAGGGAGUACAUCCAGCGACAUGAGGGGGAGCUGGAGGAGCGCCUUGCUCAGAGCACCAGCACCAAGGAUCUCCUCCUCAGGAACUUUAUCCGCGUUAGGAGGCUGGUGCGUAUAGCGGCUCGAGGUGUGUACCUGUGGGUGACGGGGCUGGAACCAUGGCAGGGACGCAUCAAGACCAUUGAAUCGCACUUUGGGUCUGCUGUGGCGUCCUACUUCAUCUUCCUCCGCUGGGUGCUGGGACUCAACGUCGCCCUUACCGCCCUCCUCGCUGCUUUCGUCGUCAUUCCUGAGUUCCUGGCAUCUGAGAGGUCGUUGGCGGGAGAGCGCAAGAGCGUUCUGGUGGAGGACAAGGUGAGGGCUUUUGACUUCAAGGUGAUGUGGGACUUCGAGGGUGUUCUCCGCUACUCUCCUGUCUUCUAUGGCUACUACAGCAAGAUUCCUACUACCAGAGAGGGUUACAGGCUUCCCUUGGCCUACUUCCUCACCUGCCUCGCUGUCUAUGCCUACAGCUUUAUAGCAAUAUUGAGGAAGAACUCAUCCACAUACCCACGGGACAAAGUAAGACUCAUCACAUCUGUCUUGAGUAAUUCACAUGGCAGUAAAGCCACACUCGACUCGAUUCCAAGCCACACUGAUAUCCAAGAGGCUGGGACGAAGCUUCCAAAAGAAGUCAGUAGGAGUCAGCAGGUACUUGUUCUCAUACCAGUUAGCCUACGACAGACUCUGUAA